UCGCUUGUCAGUCCUUGUCAGUUGUGUCGACUCUGGGCGGUUCCGUCCUGACUUGCUCAACUUGAGGAAGAAAGCACACCAACCAGCCAACAAACAUGACGAAACAUGGCGCCGGCCUUUAGCGACAGACACGGUUGAAAAACUAUGGCGAACUAAGUUAAGUCACCGAAGUUUUACAGUUUUCCUCAUUUGCGCCAACACAAGUUAGCAAGGCGGGCUAAACAGAGCAAGUUGCUUACAUGUCAACAUUGUCCCUCACGGCGGUGUAAACAGCCGGCCCACCUUGACGCCUGAUUAAUCCGAUUGUGGCCUCCUGUAGUCCGGCUAGACUUGCAGGUGUCGUUAGUCCUGCAGGUAGAAUUACAAGUGAUUAUGUUGGAGUGUGCGCUGAGCCAUGAUAGAGGACAAGGGUCACCGCGUCACCGACUAUUUUGUGGUGGCUGGGCUGACGGACAAGUCGGCGCCAUUGGAACAUGACCUCUCCGAGGCCAAGUCCAGUGGGCCCAAGGCGCCCAUCACCGACCUGACCGUCAUCAAUAAGUCGGCGGGCGAGGCAGUGCCUGAGGGCUUCACCUGCAUCGACAGCACUCCCAGUGGCCAACCGGCCAACCUGAACCACGGCAGCCUGAAGAGCCCUGAGCUCUUCCUGUGCUACAAAAGGACACGGGGGAAGCCGCCUCUCAUAGACGUCGGCGUUCUCUAUGAGGGCAAGGAGCGUCUCAUUCAGGGCUGUGAGGUGAUCCAGGCCACUCCGUACGGCCGCUGCGCCAAUGUCAACAACAGCUCUGCCACCUCACAGCGCAUCUUCAUCACCUUCCGCCGUGCGCCGCCCGUCCAACCCCAGAACUCCCUGGCGGUGACCGACAUCUGCGUCAUCGUCACCAGUAAAGGCGAGACGCCGCCGCAUACAUUCUGCAAGGUGGACAAGAACCUCAACUGCGGCAUGUGGGGCUCCAGUGUGUUUCUCUGCUAUAAGAAGUCCGUGUCAGCGUCAAACUCCAUCACUUACAAAGCUGGUCUCAUCUUUCGCUACCCAGAGGAAGACUAUGAGUCUUUCCCCCUAUCAGAGUCCGUUCCUCUCUUCUGCUUACCCAUGGGCGCCAAAAUUGAGUGCUGGGCGCCGAACACCCGAGACCCUCUGCCCAUCUUCUCCACGUUUGUCCUGACCAUCAGCUCUGGUGAAAAGGUGUACGGGUCGGCCAUUCAAUUUUAUGAGCCAUACCCUGUGGAGCUGCUGAGCGAGAAACAGAAGGUUCACCUGGGCCUGCUCACCACUGUAGAGAAGAAAAUGAUCCCCAACCGGCCUGUGAACACCAACAAAUGCAUCUGCCUGCUCUCCCGCUGGCCCUUCUUUGAAUCCUUCCGCAAGUUCCUCAUGUUCCUCUACAAGCUGUCCGUCUCUGGCCCACACCCGCUGCCCAUUGAAAAGCAUAUUUCACACUUUUUGCACAAUGUGUCCUUUCCUUCACCGCAAAGGCCUCGAAUCCUGGUCCAACUCUCUGCACAUGACACCUUGAUCCUUUCCCAGCCUGUGUCGACACCUUUACCCCUCAGCGGAGCUGACUACAGCACCCUCUUGAUGAAUCUGGGCUCUGAGAACUGUGCCACACUUCUCCACUUUGUGUUGCUGGAGAGCAAGAUCUUACUUCACUCGCUCCGGCCGGCGGUGCUCACGGGAGUUGCGGAGGCUGUGGUGGCAAUGAUCUUCCCCUUCCAGUGGCAGUGUCCAUACAUCCCCCUGUGUCCGCUCUCCCUCGCGGGGGUUCUCAAUGCUCCUCUUCCUUUUAUUGUGGGCGUGGACUCUCGGUACUUUGAUCUUUAUGACCCACCGCCGGAUGUUGUCUGCGUGGAUCUGGACACCAACACCAUCUACUUGUCAGACGAGAAGAAGCACAACAACUGGAAGAACCUCCCGAAGAAGCCCUGCAAGAGCCUCAUUAACACGCUGAGCAACUUGCAUCGCCAGCUGGCCACGGUUUCAGUCCGGCCUACAGCACAGACGGGCUCGGCAGUGGACAUGACCCCCAUUGAGGCCGACUUCACCUGGCACAAGAAGAAGACGGCCCUGGAGAUGGAAAUCCAGGAGGCCUUCCUGCGCUUCAUGGCUUCCAUUCUGAAGGGCUACCGCUCCUACCUCAAACCCAUCACCCAGGCGCCAUCAGAGAAGGCCACAGCCGCCGACUCCCUCUACGACCUGCAAGGUUUUCUCAAAAGCAGAGACCGUGCUCACCAGAAGUUCUACUCGCAGCUCACCAAGACCCAAAUAUUCAUCCGCUUCAUCGAGGAGUGCACUUUUGUCAGCGACAAGGAUACCGGUUUGGCCUUUUUUGACGACUGUGUCGAGAAGCUUUUUCCAUCUGAUAAAAUCACCGAGAAGGGCACCAAGGUGGAAGGAGAGUCAUCGGAGGACACCAGACUGCUUGAGCUGGACGAGUCACAGAAGAGUGAGCACACUGUCUUUGUGAUGCCUCCCGAACCCCCAGCGGAGGACGGACACGAAGCGCCCAACAGAUACACUUACAAAGGUUUCCCCCGGCUGACGAUGGCGCUGUUUGACCGUCCCCGUGAGUUACGGCCCGCAAUCAGCAGAGGAACAGCGGGCGCCAGUCUCUCCAGCAGUCCUGCUCUACUCGCCAAGCGGACCAAGCAGGAGAUCAAACUGGCCUACAAGAUGGCAAAGCGCUUUUACUCGGACCCGCAGCUGUGGGCUCGCUGUUUGUUCAGCCACUGUUACAGCCUGUGGUUCAUCUGCCUGCCAGCUGCGCUAUGCCUGGCCAAGUCUAAGAGCCGCGCCAUGCAGCAGGCAUACAAUGUCCUUUUAAAGAUGAGAACGACUGAGGUGGAGGUGUUGGAUGAGGUGUGUUACAGAGUGGUCAUGCAGCUCUGUGGCGUUUGGGGUCUUCCCGUCAUGGCCGUGCGAGUGCUGGUUGAGAUGAAGAAAGCUGGCAUUCAUCCCAAUGCCAUCACAUAUGGAUACUACAAUAAGGCGGUCUUAGAGAGCCCGUGGCCAAGCAGAAACCGUAGUGGCCUCUUUAUGUGGACCAAGCUGCGCAACGUGCUGCGUGGGGUGGCUCAGUUCAAGAAAGCUGUUAACCAAUCUUCAUCUAGGAAGAAAACCACAUUGUCAAGCACAGAAGGGCCAUCCUUGAACCGUUUGAGCCACUGCAGCGCCGACAGCUCGGGAGAAGUCAACAUGGAGGAGCACCUGACCGCAGACAAGCCUUGUCACACAAGUAGCCAGUCUGAUCAAGGCUACGGCUCCAAGGAUGAGCUGCAUCAGGAACUGCCUGAGUCGUUGCAUACAGCAGCAGCUGAUGAGAGAAGCAAAGCUAAAGCACAACAUAAUGAAGGUGACAUUUCCGGAUCAGUGGAUUGUGCUGUCGCAGUGGCAGAUCCCGCCAGUCCUGUCGAUGCUCCCUCGUCUGUCCCCAGUAUAGUGAAAUUGUCCACAGGGAGCCUUGAUGCUGGCAGGGAAUCAGGUAAACUGUUCCGAAGGAAAAGCACGACUGAUAACGUGUCUCUCCCCGAUGACGACGUCUCAAUUGAAGCUGGUGACAUGGGAGCUCAGCCUCAGAAGCAGCGGCAGAAAGCCUUUGCCGAGCGCAGCCGCAGCUUCAGCGCUGAAACGCGGGCCGGGAUGCUCUCUGAGAAAGGCGUAGACCACAUGGCCAGCCAGCUGGGUGCAGACGCCCGCAUCUUGGCCGCUGCGCUCUCCACUGCACAGACCCUUUCCCCUGGCAGUGUGUCCAAAGCGGUCUUCCAGGACCUGGAGGAAGAGCCAGAAGACGAUCAGGGCACGAUUGUGAGGAAGCUACCCGAUGAGGAAGCAGCAUCAGAGGAAGGAAAACGACCUGAAGAAAAGAUGGAGAAGCGGGAGAGGAAACGUACUGAAACAAGCGAGGUGGAGGUGGGGGCGGAUCCUCUUUCCCUCCUGGUGUCAGAGGGCGAAGAGUCGGCGUCUGUCACCAGCCAGGAGCCUCCUCGCUCCAUGCCCACAGUGGUGUCCCGCAACCUGGCCGAGGAGAUCGAAAUGUACAUGAACCUACAAAGUCCGCUGGGCAUCAAGUCCUCCAGCAUGGAGCUCAAGCAGCCGCAGGAUGAGUCCGCCGAUGCCCCACAGUCCAAACAACCUCUGGAGCGCAGGUCCAGUCUUCCCGCACCUCCACCGAAAACUCCGACAGGGUCGCCAGCAGACACACCCAAACGUAGCCCCUCCGCUGUCACUCGCUCGAAGACGUUCGCGGCAAAGACGAAGCCGGCCGUCAGCAAAGCCGUUAGUCCUGCUGUGAGAUCGUCGUCACUGACGGCACUUGUCAAGUCCUCCCAGGGGGGCUCACUGGGGUCGGUCAUCAACUCCAUCUCAGGCAUCAAGAUGGACAACUUGUUGUCUGGACCUAAAAUUGAUGUGCUCAAGUCCGGAAUGAAGCAGGCAGCCAAUGUGGCCAGCAAAAUGUGGGUGGCUGUCGCUACAGCGUACUCCUACUCCGACGAUGAGGAAGAGCAGGUUCCAAGCGGAGGUGGUUUCCCUGCCCGCCUGGAUGAACACAUGUUGAUGGAUGUAGACGACAGUCCAGAGGGAGGGGCCAUCCCAGGAUUGGUGGCCAACGGUCUCAACCAGAGCUGCACCAGCAUCGGCAGCAGCAGCGGCAGCAGUGACACCGGAAGAGGGACGCAGCUAACACUUGCGACCCCUGGGCGAUCUGGCAGGGCUCCUGACUCAGAGCAAGGCUCCUCGCACCACGCCUCCUCUUCCAGCAUCUUCCAGAGCUACGCACUUGAGGUGCUGAUGUCCAGCUGCUCCCAGUGUCGCUCUUGUGAGGGGCUGGUGUACGACGAAGAGAUCAUGGCGGGAUGGACGGCCAAUGAUUCCAACCUUAACACUAGUUGUCCGUUCUGUCGUGCAGCCUUUCUGCCCCUGCUGCAUGUGGAGUUUCAUGACUUGCGUGCGGCGACCGGGUUCUACAUGAAUCCCAGUGCCUCAGGAGACAGUAUUCACAGCACUAGUGGACAACCCACAGCUCACAGUGACAUGAAGACACAGGACCUCGUUGAUUUCCCCACAGAGGAACAAAGAGAGACUCUGGAUAACUGUCCUGGAACCCAUAAGAGCCUGAUUCCAGAACCAGUGCAGUCAGACCCGCUGGGCCUGCUGGAGCACCAGUCGUCGGGCAAGAAAUGUGGUGGCACGUCGCUCACACGCAGCAACAGCGUCGGCGGCCCACUGCAGGGCCUGGACUCAUGUCUUGGACCCGGCCAUGGGGUCUCCACCACCAGCCUCCCCUGUAGCCUGCACGAGGUGUCGGAUGGAAUGACUGCAACCAGGCCGAACCCCAAGCCUGUGUCAGUGCCGUACCUUAGCCCAUUGGUGCUGCGCAAGGAACUGGAGACCCUUCUGGAGAAUGAAGGAGAUCAGGUCAUUUACACCCACAAGUUCCUUAGCCAGCAUCCCAUCAUCUUCUGGAACCUCGUGUGGUAUUUCCGCCGUUUAGAUCUUCCCAGUCACCUGCCCGGCCUCAUACUGACCUCCGAACACUGCAACAAUGGAGCGCAGGUUCUAUGCAUCCAUAACUCUGCCCUCAUUAUGGUUCUUUUACAGUCCUUUCAACCACUAAAGCAAGUGUCUGUGCAGCUUCCUCUGACAUCACUGUCCCAGGACAGCAAGCAAGUGUACAUCCAACUGUUGUGGGACAAUAUCAACCUGCACCAGGAAGCAGGAGAACCCCUCUACCUGCUUUGGAGGACCUUAUUGGAAAAGAAGGGGACGUUGGCGCCGACGGAUCACCAGGAAAUCCGUACGCUCCUCAAUACCAUUGUCCGAAACAUCCAGACCAACGAUGUGUACGGGCCCAUCAACCUGCUCAUCCGAGAGAUAAAAAGGCGUCCAGAUGGCAUCAAGCGGCAGAGGAGUACUUAUAGAGAAAUAUUGUUUCUCUCACUUGUGGCCUUGGGACGGGAGAACAUUGACGUUGAGGCCUUCGACAGGGAGUACCUGGUGGCCUACGAGGAGCUUAGCGCAGAGCAGCUCAAAUCUCUGGAACGUAUCGACCGGCCGCCCAGCGCCAGCGUGCAGCGGUGCCUCAGAUGUUUUGGCACCCCAUUCAUCUAGUCUGUUAUUAUCGGGACACCUCCACGGUACACCCCGCGGGGAUGCAACUUUUUCCCUGAACUGUUGGCCUAAAGUGUGUGUGUGUGUGUGUGUGUGUGUGGCGUCUUUAGCGCUUGUUGUAUGUACUUUUCAAGUGUCUUAUUGCCUGAUGCUGACUGUUCUUAGUGCACUUUCUAAAACAAAAAACAAAAAAAACUCAAACUCAUGUACAUAUUUUUUUUUAAAGGGGGGCACACACUUUUUGCUGCCUUUCCUGUUUGAUUCAAGUCUUAAUGAAUUUUCAGUGCCUUGUUAGUGGUAUGUACACGUGCAGGGAGUCGGACCUGUGAUUUGUGUAAAUAUGUGUCGGCAGCAUGAACAGGAGAAGUUGCAGACAAUCGUUAAUUCAAACACACGGUGGGCAUGUUCGCCUUUUAUGUUAUUCACUCCUGCUAUUCCUGACUCAGAGUUGAUGUAUGGUGUUUUUUUUUUGUUUUUUUUUUUACAGUUUCCUCACAGCAGCGUUGCUCGAGGCUUUUCAUUACUGCUGUUUAUUUUGAAAACAUUCCAGGAAAGCAUGGACAAAAUCGAACAUCCCAUCAUCCCACAGUCUUAACAUGUUUGUCCUCCGAAACAACCAAACAUAAAGAGUUUCUCUAUUUAUUUUUGUACAAUUGACAUGCAGUCCGUGUUUUUUAAUGACUAAUAACCCCUUUAAUGUGUUAUGAGAUUAAAACCUGUACUAAUUAAAAAAAACUAAAAAUAAAAUAGUGAUCUCUCAUUGUCCUGUGGAAAGGAAUGUAAUGUCUACACACAAGUGUGCUGCAAUAAAACAAUUAUGAGACCAGA
Molecule: messenger RNA, 6934 nt
Organism: Dunckerocampus dactyliophorus (ringed pipefish)
Lineage: Eukaryota; Metazoa; Chordata; Actinopteri; Syngnathiformes; Syngnathidae
Gene: dennd4c
Product: DENN/MADD domain containing 4C
Exons: 34
Coding region: 395-6106 (1903 amino acids)
Biological process (GO): regulation of Rab protein signal transduction
Cellular component (GO): cytoplasmic vesicle
Molecular function (GO): protein binding
Source: RefSeq, a predicted model, not a curated record